Messenger RNA from Adineta steineri, 330 nucleotides. The record is from the annotation of a GenBank genome assembly. NCBI's taxonomy places the organism in Eukaryota, Metazoa, Rotifera, Eurotatoria, Adinetida, Adinetidae.
AUGAAACAAGAUUACGUUGUUUGCGUAUCAUGUAAAUCACUUAUUUCGCAUAAAACAGCUACCGGUACUAGUGGUAUACACUAUGCUGGUAUAGGGUUACAUAAUAGUAAUGAACAAUUCAAACUUUUAUCUUUUGCACUCUGCUAUCGUGCUUAUGAACUUGAAAGUCAAACAAGUGUGAAUGUUCGAAGAUUUGUCAAUUCUAUCCUUAAAGAAUAUGGCUUACCAUUUAAUGAUUCAAAUCGUAUUGGAUGUUCUGAUCAUUAUCUGAACAAAAUAUUCGAAAAAACAUUUACAGGUGCAAAUAAUCUUGAAGUUGAAGAAGCUUAA